GAAUCUAACCUAGAAAUUUAUUACCAUACCGGUUCUACUUGCGCGCUCGUGGUUGUAAAAAUUUCAUCAUUCAUUUAUAAAAAAGAAAGAAAUUUAGUUUUCCUAAAAAAUGGCACAAAGUAAAAUGGAUUUUGCAAUGAAACUUGGUAAAUUACCGCCUGGAUUAAAUUUGGGUGCAUCGGCAUUAAUUGGUCUCGGUGCCCUUGUCUACGGAGUUUCACAAUCAUUUUUCACAGUUGACGGUGGACAUCGUGGAAUAAUGUUUUCACGAGUAAGUGGAGUUCAAAAAGAUAUAUUCACCGAGGGUUUGCAUUUCCGUGUUCCCUGGUUCCAAUAUCCAAUUAUUUACGACAUCAGAAGCAGACCGAGGAAAAUCUCCUCACCAACUGGUUCAAAAGAUUUGCAAAUGGUUAAUAUUUCACUUCGAGUUCUAUCACGACCUGACGCCCUCACAUUGCCCGUAAUGUAUCGUCAACUUGGUCUCGAUUACGACGAGAGGGUAUUGCCCAGUAUUUGCAAUGAAGUUUUAAAAUCAGUCGUUGCCAAAUUUAAUGCCUCACAAUUGAUAACGCAACGACAGCAGGUGUCGAAUUUAAUUCGUAAGGAAUUAACAGAACGCGCACGUGACUUUAAUAUUAUUCUUGACGAUGUUUCAAUUACUGAACUUAGUUUUGGCAAGGAAUAUACGGCGGCAGUUGAGGCGAAACAAGUCGCACAACAAGAGGCGCAACGUGCUGCUUUUGUCGUUGAACGGGCAAAACAAGAACGACAACAGAAAAUCGUACAAGCCGAGGGUGAAGCCGAAGCAGCAAAAAUGUUGGGUCUAGCAGUCAGCCAAAAUCCUGGAUACCUAAAAUUGCGAAAACUUCGCGCUGCGCAGACAAUUUCACGCACGGUUUCGAAUUCAGCGAAUCGCGUUUAUCUCAAUGGCAGUUCAUUGAUGUUGAACAUUCAGGAUCCAGCGUUUGACGAUCUUUCGGAGAAACUCAAAAGUUCAGGGAGAAAUAUUAAGAAAUUGAGGGAGAGAAUGGAGAUGGUUAAUUCUAAUAUUGAAAAGCAGUUAAAGGAUUACGAUAAAGUUCUUUCUGAGGAAUACGCUUCCCUUCUCAUGGAAUCGGCGGAACUCGGAGCCAAACAAUUUGUAUCCUGAUUGAAUAAAUCCUCU
Messenger RNA from Leptopilina heterotoma, 1165 nucleotides. RefSeq names its product prohibitin-2 (gene Phb2). Gene Ontology annotation, biological process: mitochondrion organization. Gene Ontology annotation, cellular component: membrane; mitochondrion. Lineage: Eukaryota; Metazoa; Arthropoda; Insecta; Hymenoptera; Figitidae. The coding region runs from base 110 to 1150 and encodes 346 amino acids. The record is from RefSeq and is a predicted model, not a curated record. The transcript is spliced from 6 exons.